GGCUCUGCAUGGAGUUUGGGCCCGGACGUCACACAGAGAUGACACAGGGAGCGAAAAUGGACCAGCAGCUACAGCAGCUCAGCAGACCCACAUGGAGCCGGCAGAUAGAGUUCACCCUGGCUGGCAUCGGCUGUGCCGUGGGUCUGGGGAACGUCUGGAGGUUCCCUUACCUGUGCUACAGGAGCGGAGGAGGGGCCUUCCUGCUGCCGUACCUGCUCAUGCUGCUGGUGUUGGGGAUCCCCCUGCUCUACAUGGAGCUGACCGUGGGCCAGUACACCCGGCGGGGUCCUGUCCACGCUCUGGCUAGUGUUUGCCCACUGUUAAAAGGGGUGGGCAUGGCGUCAGUGGCCAUCUCCUUCAUCAUGUGCACCUACUACAACAUCGUCAUCACCUGGGCCCUCUACUACCUCUUCAGCUCUUUCCAGGCCCCUCUUCCGUGGCAGAGCUGCAACAACACCUGGAACACACCCAACUGCACGGACCACGCCACCAACAGCAGCUACUCAUCCACGGCCAGCCAGGAGUUCUUCAGAUAUAAGAUGCUUGGCCAGACCAGUGGAGUAGAAGAGGCAGGGACGCUGCGAUGGGAGCUUUUCCUCAUUCUCAUCCUGGCCUGGAUACUUAUUUAUCUUUGUAUYUUUAAGGGGGUGAAAUCAACAGGCAAGGUGGUGUACUUCACUGCCCUGUUCCCGUAUGUCAUUCUGAUCGCCCUGCUGAUCAAUAACGUGCAGCUCCCUGGUGCUUCAGAUGGGAUCUCCUUCUUCAUUGUGCCAGAGUGGGACAAGCUGCUGUCAGUGGAGGUGUGGGUGAAUGCUGCAGCUCAAAUCUUCAACUCCAUUGGGAUCGGCUUCGGCUCCCUCCUGGCCAUGUCCAGCUACAACUCCUUCAACAACAAUGUUCUCAAGGACACGCUGUUCAUAUCCAUCACCAACUCUUUGACCAGCAUCCUGGCGGGCUUCGUCAUUUUCUCUGCCUUUGGAUACAUGUCAUAUCUGCAGGGCAUUCCUGUCAGCCAGCUGGCAGUGGACGGUCCAGGACUGGUUUUUGUGGUCUACCCGCAGGCCUUUGCCAGCAUGCCGGUGGCUCAGCUCUGGGCGGUCAUGUUUUUCUUCAUGCUGCUGUGCCUGGGGCUGGACAGUGAGUUUGCAAUGGUCGACGUGAUGGUGACCAGCCUCAUGGAUGAGUUCUACCACCGUCUGAUCAAAGUCUUCAAGCGGAAGGAGCUCUUUGUGCUUGCAGUCUGUGGCGUGGCCCUCCUGUUUGGAAUCCCUUUAGUCAUGCAGGUGGGGAUCUAUGUCUUCCAACUGAUGGACCACUACACCGCCAUCGUGUCCAUCAUGUUUCUGGCGUUCUUUGAGAUCAUUGCCAUCUGUUGGAGCUAUGGCGUGAAGCGACUCUCCAACAACUUAGAAGAGAUGACUGGAAGGAAACCGAACAUCUUCUUCAGGUUUUGCUGGUUGAUAGUGGAUCCUGUGCUGAUUACUGUCAUUCUGAUCUUCUCCAUCAUCCAGUUCAAACCCGCCCGCUACGAGAACUACGUCUUCCCUCCCUGGGCUCAGGGCGUGGGCUGGGUCAUCGCCCUCGCCUCCAUCAUCUGGAUUCCUUUAGCCGCUCUUCACACUUUGUGGGUCCUACCUGGCUCAUUCAUACAGAAACUGAAACUGUCCAUCACACCAUUCACCCUGGAUGAAAAAUCAAAGACUCCAUAUUAUGAGAGGGGAGGAACAGCUGGACAACCAGAUGUUGCCGUUAUCAGCCCCAAAACGAUCCUACCUGAAAAACCUCUGGAGACACACUUCUGACACAUCCAUGUUGUUUUUGCACAAAUACUUGGUGGUCUUCAGAUGAUCAAAAAACAACAUUAACCGUCAAUCUUACACUUCUGGUGUGAACAGGAGUAGGUUACAAAAAAUGAUUUACAUGAUUGUGAAAAUCUGUUGCUGCGUAUCUGCCAUGCAGAUAAAACCACUGCCUUUAUGAGUUUAAUGUUUAUUAUUGGUUGUGUGACUCUUUAGGAUCAAAUCAAAGAGAAGUCUGUACAUCUUUCACCGCCUUUAUUUAGACUUUACUUUGCAGAGAGCGCCACCCAAUGGUCAGCUCUGCUUCAAACAGGAGCAUGGGUCAUUUAACUGUAAGACAUGUAAGAUAUAAUAAAAACCAAGUGCACAAUUUCUGUGGGUGGGGUUUUUAUUUUGCCAUCAUGGUCCAAUCCCACACACAAAAAAAGUCUGGCACGAGUCAUGACAACUGUAUUCAUUUAUUCAUGAGUGAGAGUUUUCUGACAGAAGGGUACAUGCUGGAAGGCAUACAUGUGCAGUUUUAUUUUCCUUUACAGAAAUCCUCAAAACUGAAUCCAAAGUGCUGAAUAACAGGCAGAAAGGUGGACUGAACAAUCCAGUGUGCCUAAAAAA
Austrofundulus limnaeus is the source of this 2411-nucleotide messenger RNA. Its product is annotated as sodium- and chloride-dependent GABA transporter ine. Gene Ontology annotation, biological process: amino acid import across plasma membrane; nitrogen compound transport; sodium ion transmembrane transport. The record is from RefSeq and is a predicted model, not a curated record. Gene Ontology annotation, cellular component: plasma membrane. Gene Ontology annotation, molecular function: amino acid:sodium symporter activity. Bases 9 to 1802 code for a protein of 597 amino acids. The transcript is spliced from 13 exons. NCBI's taxonomy places the organism in Eukaryota, Metazoa, Chordata, Actinopteri, Cyprinodontiformes, Rivulidae.